AUGUAUUUGCUGUAUUCGGUCAUAUUAUUGUGUGUAUUAAUUAAUCUGACUGCUGGUCAAGACCCAAACGCCACUUUGGAAUGUCACUCGGCGAUGGAGGCGUGUGAGAACGACUUGGAAUGCUCGAAUAGGUUAGCGCCAUUGAUGGCUGCCUGCACAACUGGCACGUGCCAGCCGCAAUGUAGAAAUGCCGUUCUAAACGUCUACCAAGAUAAACACGGACGAAUGUUGUUGAAGUCCGACGCCUCAUGCAUUCCUGGCAGAGAAGAGCUGAAGACGUGUCAUUUCCUCCCUAUGGCUUCUGUUGUGCAUUGCAGUUUGGCUAAAUUAGCUUGCGAAGCUGAUUUGCAGUGCAAUUCUCGAUGGGGUGUUUUUGUGUCUGAGUGCGAAGUUGAAACAACUGGUGGUGCAUGUUCGCAGAGAUGCAACGGAUUGUUGGCAGCUGCAACUGCGACACCUCAAGGACAAUCAUUGAAGACGUGCACAUGUACCGAACGUGAAGAUCAGUUGUGCAUUCAUCUGAGAGAAAAUAUUCUAGGCGCUUGCACUACGUCAACUCUAUCGUCAAUUUCGCCCAGCAACAACUCUGUCACUUCGUUCCCACGUACUGAAAAUGGUGCUGAGCCCUCCGCAUCGGAGGAAAUCACUUUCUCUUCUCUUCUUCUCUGGGCUAUCUUUACUGUUCGAACAUUUAACGCAUUUUAA
Molecule: messenger RNA, 705 nt
Organism: Necator americanus (New World hookworm)
Lineage: Eukaryota; Metazoa; Nematoda; Chromadorea; Rhabditida; Ancylostomatidae
Exons: 6
Coding region: 1-705 (234 amino acids)
Biological process (GO): regulation of cell cycle
Source: RefSeq, a predicted model, not a curated record